AUGGCGAUGGAAAAAAUAGGCUAUUUGUCUUUUGCAGAAGGGAAAAACUGGUGUUAUGCCUCACAGCAGUGUAAAGACCCAGACUGCAAAGAGCCUCGUCUAUGGGCAAAGGUAGACUCAGAAUGUGGGAAUGACAAACAAUCUCCGGUUAAUAUUCUCACCCGGCAAGUAACCUACAAUGAAUCUCUGAAAGCGUUUAAUUUUAUAAACUACAACGUCAAAUCCAAUAGGAAAUGGACCAUGGAAAACAAUGGACACACAGUCAUCGUCCAGCUGGAUCAGUCGGGGAAGGUAGAACUUGGGGGUCUGAACGGAAGAUACAAGGCGGUGCAGUUUCAUUUCCACUGGGGCAGCGAGGUAGGGAAGACGCAGAGUCCUGGAUCCGAACACAGCAUUGACGGAGAGAGGUAUCCCAUGGAGGUAAAAGCACUCAGGAACAUCCCAUCUCCAAACUCUGGGGGAAAAGUAGACAUUCCAGCUUUGGCCCUGGAAUCCCUGAUCCCGGACGAGAAGGAUCUCACCAGCUUCUAUCGCUACACCGGCUCUCUGACCACCCCUGGUUGCAAUGAGGAGGUGGUCUGGACCUUGUUUGAGAAACCCAUUGAACUUGGGGGGGAGCAGAUCCAAGAGUUCUGGGAAAAGGUGUAUUUCGACAGUGAGAAGAAACUUCCCAUGGUGGACAAUUUUCGACCAGUUCAGCCUCUAGGCGCCCGAAUUGUCGAAAAAUCAAACUCCAACCUCCUCCUGCCUCUGAGGAAGGCGCUCUUGCUGGUCCCAACCGCAGCGUUGCUGGCCUUCGCUUGGAUCUCCUGAAGAGCCAGCUGGAACAUUCGAACCAUUCGCAUUGAAUGGCCCUUGGCCUCCUCUCGGAAGCCUUCGGCCCUUGGCAUCUCAGCAGCCGCAGUCUGGAAUCUCUUUCACAGGGAUGGCCAGGAUUUCAUAGCAGAGACAGAUUUUGGGAUGAUGCUCUCCUGCGUUAGAUCGAUCCAAUGUGCCACGCAUGAAUUAUUCUCGUGCAAAAAUCAGGCCAUGCAAAGGAUGCAUGCUUCUUCGCAAUAAUUUUAAGUGACCAAACUUAAGAAUAUUAUUCUCACCUUGUUCCCACUUUCCAAUUAUAAAUCUCUGUUGGGGUAGAAAGUUGGUUUCUUCUUCUCUUU
Molecule: messenger RNA, 1157 nt
Organism: Notechis scutatus (mainland tiger snake)
Lineage: Eukaryota; Metazoa; Chordata; Lepidosauria; Squamata; Elapidae
Source: RefSeq, a predicted model, not a curated record